CGCGGCAUGGAGGACCCCGCGGGCACCGUCACCCUGAACGUGGGAGGGCUCCGCUACCGGACCCGCCGCGGCACGCUGGCCGCCUUCCCGGGCACCAAGCUGGGCGGCCUGGCGGAGCCGCGGGCCGCGGCCGGGCCCGACUUCGACGCCGCGGCCGGGGAGUUCUUCUUCGACCGGGGCGGCCGCCUCUUCGAGCACGUGCUGCACCUCUGCCGGAGCGGGCACCUGCCCUGCCCCGCGGCCGUGUGCCGCGCCGCGCUGCGGGAGGAGCUGGCCUUCUGGGGGCUGGCGGAGGCCCGGCUGCCGCCCUGCUGCCGGGACAGGCUGUGCACGGCCGAGGGCCCCGGCGAGGCGUGCGACCCGGCGGCGGGCGCCGGCGAGCGAGAGGAGCGGCGGGGCCUGCUGGAGCCGGAGGCCGCGCGGCCGGCGGGGCGGUGGGCGCGGUGGGCGCUCCCCGCCUGGACGCUGCUGGAGAAGCCCUGCUCCUCCCGAGGGGCCCUGGGCUUGACAGCCAUUUCACUGCUGUUCAAUGUUGCCCUUGUCAUCCUCCUUUGGGUCAGAGGAAGCCAGUAUGAGGACUCCGUAGGAGACAGCAACAUCACCCACCCCCACUUGCACCACGUUUCAGCGGGGUCGGCGUGUCCACAGAUACCUGCUCUCCUCCACCUGGAGCUUUUCUUCGUUCUCUGCUUCAUGGGUGAAUUUGUCGUACGACUCGUGUCCUGCCCAGACAAAAAGAAAUUCUUUCGAAAGCCCCUGAACAUGGUUGAUUUCCUCGCCCUUCUCCCAGUUUGCCUCGAUCUCUUCUUCAGUAGACGUGGGCGCCAGCCUGAAGCGCUGCCGUGUUGGCUGAACUUGUUCCGCGUGGUGUACAUCGUCAAACUCUUAAAGGUCUUCAAGCUCAUGGAGGCCCCCCUGAUGCUGAGAGUCUUCCCCUACAUGUUCAAGUCCAUCUUGAAGGAGAUUGCCAUCCUGAUGUGGGUUUUUGUUUUUGAAAUCCUUUUCUUUGGCACUCUUUUGUACUAUGCUGAAUUCUCAGAAAAUGACUCAUUCUUUGAUGAUAUUUUCUCAUCCUUCUGGUGGGCAGUGAUCACCUUGACCACCAUAGGCUAUGGAGACAUGUAUCCCAUCCAUACAGCUGGCAAAGUGAUCGGAGCCUGCGCAGCACUAUGUGGUGUAUUAACCAUCAUCAUCCCAAUCCCCAUCUUAUUUAUCAAGUUCAAGGGCUAUUACGGGGCGAUCGUGAUCAAAGAGAAGGAGAAGAGGGAGAAGAGAGAAGCAUCAACUUUGCCACCUUGAGAAGUGAAUGCAAGAGGAAACAGAACUCACGACAUCACACAUUUGUUUGAUUAUGCAAAUUAUGCCUUCCCCUUUGGUUCAUAUUUUUAAUUGAGUAACAAUUGAUCUCCAUGCAAGAUUCCUUUCUAACAGUGUUUCAUUCUCACGGAAGUUCUUAUGCACCAAACCAUCCUUACUCACUAUGAAAUUUGCUAGUCAGUGGG
Candoia aspera is the source of this 1502-nucleotide messenger RNA. Its product is annotated as potassium voltage-gated channel subfamily C member 1-like. Gene Ontology annotation, cellular component: neuronal cell body membrane; presynaptic membrane; postsynaptic membrane. Bases 7 to 1299 code for a protein of 430 amino acids. Gene Ontology annotation, biological process: potassium ion transmembrane transport; protein homooligomerization. NCBI's taxonomy places the organism in Eukaryota, Metazoa, Chordata, Lepidosauria, Squamata, Candoiidae. The transcript has 2 exons. The record is from RefSeq and is a predicted model, not a curated record. Gene Ontology annotation, molecular function: delayed rectifier potassium channel activity; protein binding.